GGUCCUGGGCGCUUGGGAGGCAGUGGCGCAGAGAGAUUAGUUUUAGGUACCAGCACGGGAGGAGACCAGAGAGUGAUGUGAUCUGAUACGUGUAGCUACGGGAGGACUCGCGCUUAAAAAGCCGGAGUCACUUCUCUGUCCUAUAUCAGUGUCGUCGUUGACGUGUCGUCGUGGCAUAGAAGCACGAUUGUCAAACGCGUUGACCUCUUGACCCCUCGUCAGUCAUGAUGUCCGUCCACACCCCCCCUCUCUCCCGCAGUGGCUCCUCCCCUUCCUCUGUCGGCCUGGCCAAUCGCAGCGGCCCCCCUGCCGCCCCUCCCACCUCCCUCAGCCUGCGCUCCUCCUACAACCAACUCUUGGGUUGUGAUGUUAUAAAGGAGUCCCCUACUGCCAUGGAAACGGGGAGUUCUGCCACUUUACCAAAGAGCCGCCAUAGAUACGCCAUGACCAGCGUGUGUAGCGCCAUGGGCCUGAGCGACACCCUCGCCCCUCCCGCCCAAAACCAGCCCCCCACUGGCGGCAAGCGCCUCCCCACCAAGUCCUCUUCAUCCUCUGCUCUUUACUCCUCCUCCUCUUCCUCAUUCUUCUCCACCAACCCCAAGCUGGCGAAGAAUGGUGCCAACCUGCAGAGGAAGGCUGAGACCCAGCAACAGGAGCAGAGUAACACCAACACAGAGUUCAAAGGGCAGGAUGAUAUCAUCACCCCCAUACACAGCUCUGAUUGGCUGGAGGGGGAGAAAGACAACUCCCAGGCCCCACCCCCAUUCUGUCGGAGGACCAAGAGUUUUCUGGAGCUCCAUGAAAAGGAAGUGGACCCUCCUAGUGUAGAAAACAAGGAAGAAGAACGUCCCAACAAGGAAGAAGAGGAAGAGGAGGAAGAGGAUGAGAAGCACUCCUGCCCUGAGAAAGAUCAGGUCAGCCCGGAUAAAGAGAGAGAGAGACCUGAGGAGGAAAAACAGACCCCAAAACAGGAGGAUUACAUAGAGGAAGAGGGUGCCACUCCAACUGCUAAUCAGUAUUUGCUACAGGGGGCGCAAUCUCCCCCUAUCUCCCCUCAAAACAACCUCAACGGGGCCCAGGAGAACAAGAUUCAGAGUUUUCCCCCUCCCCAGGGCAGAAAAGAGGCCUUAAACCAGGCCCAGGAUCAUCCACCCAGGGUUGAGACGCCCCCCAAACCCUCCCGGAGUGCCCAGGCCCCCCCGCCCAGAGUGAUCAAGGUGGAGCUGCACUCCAGCAAUGAGAACCCGUACCUCCACCGCCCCCCCUCUGCACCCCCUAAGCAGCCCAGAGGGGAGGAGAGCACCCCUCUCCUGCUCCAGACCCCCCCUGGAUCCUUCAACCUGGACCCAGAGAAAGGAGCUCUUAAGCUUGGUAGUCUGAGGACAAAGGUGGAGUCUCCCCUGGAGGAUGAGGACUCUAGCUGGACCACCCUGUCCCAGGAGAGCCCCUCCCCUCAGACCCCACAGGAGAUAGAUGUGUGGGGUGAGGGGGACCUUCCCCCAGGCUGGCGUGAGGUCACAGACCAAUCAGAGGUCUAUUUCUGGCAUGUCCCCACUGGCACCACCCAGUACGACCGCCCUGUCGCCACGACACACCUUGACCCACACCCUGGCUCACAGCAGGGCGACACAGUCACACUGAGACCGCCCAGCGAGCGACCUAGCAGUUUGGUAUCAGACAGUUCAUUGGAGCCUGUGCCCUCUCCCUCCGGCUCCUCUCCCUCCUCCUCCUCCUCUCCCUCUGAUCUCCCUCUGCCUGACAGAGGCUUUGACAACACCAGCUACACUGGCAGUGAGCUGAAGGACUACCCUGUGUAUCCUGACCCCAGCCUGAAAGCGUUUGAAGGAGCUACUCUUCGUUACGCCUCACUGAGACUGCACCCUGCCCAGUUAGAGACAGUGGACCUCAACAGUGCCUACAUUGACCCAGAGGGACAG
Salvelinus fontinalis (brook trout) is the source of this 1937-nucleotide messenger RNA. Its product is annotated as amyloid beta precursor protein binding family B member 2-like. Gene Ontology annotation, biological process: regulation of DNA-templated transcription. Gene Ontology annotation, cellular component: cytoplasm; nucleus. Lineage: Eukaryota; Metazoa; Chordata; Actinopteri; Salmoniformes; Salmonidae. Gene Ontology annotation, molecular function: amyloid-beta binding; transcription factor binding. The record is from RefSeq and is a predicted model, not a curated record.